CGGGAAAGGAGGUUUUGUAGCAGGCCCGCCGGAUUGCGAUGAUGCGAGCCGAGGCGAACAGCCAAGUGUUUCUACACCUGAAAAGAAAAAAAGUUGGCCAAACUCAACUACGUAGUCGACACUCUAUCAACGGCUCGCUACCGAACUUGUGCCGAUUGAGACUGAUGGUCAGUUGGCAAGUAUACGGAUUUGACGGCAUUGAAGCUAGCGCAAGACACUUUCCGCAAACCAGUUACUGAACACAAAGAGAGAGAGAGAGAGAAAAAAAAAGGUUUCAUGGAUCGACAAGCCAGCUGAGACUUGGGUUCGGAGGCCACGUUCGGGAUUGAACCCGUUUCUUGACUUGACCAACAUCAGACGAGCGAGUUCCGCUCUUUCUAUUUUUGUAGGCAAGCUUGUUGACAGCUGAUUUUUUUUUAAUCUGGCUACUACGUAGCUUAGCUGUGUGCAAGGCCCUUGAAACAAAAUUAAAGGAGGAGGAAAAAAAAAAAAAAGACAAGAGACAAGUAGCGCACGAGACUAUGAUUGCAACAAUCGCCGGCCCGUCGCCACUGUGGACGAUUGUUCGUCUGUUUGCGCUAUGGAAGGGCAUGCUCGUGCUUGUCGCGGCUGGGAGCGCGCUGGUCGGCCCCGCAUAUGACACGUCGGCAAGCCUGCUGCUGGCGCCGGCCUCCAACUCGUCGUCAUCCAUGUUCCUGGCGAGGCUGUCGAGCUGGGAUGCCGUUUAUUUCGUGCAGCAGGCGCAGCGCGGCUACGUCUUUGAGCAGGAGUGGGCUUUUGGCGAGGGGCUGCCACGCAUAAUUACGCGAGCGCUUCGAGGACUCAACUCUGUUGGCCUGCUCCGUGACGGCGGGCUCGAGGCUAUUGCGGUCGUGGGCGUCAUGGUCGCGCACGUGUCUCACCUCCUAUCCUCGCUAGCGCUCUUCUGGCUCGGCGCCCUCGUGCUGGGCGACCAGCGCCAGGCCCUCGUGGCCGCGUGCCUGCACGUGCUCUCGCCCGCCGGCCUGUUCCUCUCGGCCCCGUACGCCGAGGCCGGCUUCUCCUACCUGUCCUUUUUCGGGCUGUACCUGUUUGCCGUGAGCCAGAGCCCUGACGCCGCCGCGUACGGGGGCGGCCUGAAAAAGGACGGCGCCGUGAUCGUGUCGGGGUUCCUGCUCGGCCGCGCCACCACGUUUCGCACCAACGGCCUGCUCAACGGCGUGCCGUUUGCGUAUGCGUUUUGCCGCGACUGCCUGCGCUUCCUGUCUGCCCCGUCGCUGGCCGGUCUGAGGCGCGUCGUCGUCCUCGGCGUCGCGGGCCUCUGCAUCGCUGCCGGGUCCGUCUGGCCGCAGGCGGUCGCGUACACCCGGUACUGCGGCGACUCGUUGGCGGAGGGCCUGAGUCGUCCAGAGUGGUGCAGCCAGACUAUUCCUAGCAUAUACUCGUUUGUGCAGCGCAGAUACUGGGGCACCGGCCUUUUCCAAUAUUGGACCAUCUCCAACGCUCCCCUGUUCUUGCUCGCAGCCCCGAUGCUGUAUAUUCUGACUAGAUCAGGGUGGGAAAUGGCUACUGCAUCGUCUGGAGAAUCCGCCGAAGGUGUCAAAAUCACUGCCAAAGGUGACAUGGCCGAUCUGGUCAAGAGUCUUGCUGCAGCACAGAUCAUUCUUGCCGUGACGGCCCUGACGAGCUACCACGUUCAGAUCAUCACCCGUCUUUCUUCAGGAUAUGCUGUCUGGUAUUGGUGGUUAGCACAACGUCUUGCUGGGGACAAAAAGGCCGGCGGCUUCGGGAAGGGGGUUGUGACCUUUAUGAUCAUGUACGCUGGCAUCCAAGCAGUCUUGUUUUCGUCCUUUCUCCCACCAGCCUGAGGCACGAGAACCAGCUGAAAGGGACCGUUGUGAUGGGAACAAAGAAUGCAGAUAAAAACAAAAAUAUGAAGCGGUGACUAAAUGUGUAAUCCUUUUUGGUUUGAUC
Molecule: messenger RNA, 1953 nt
Organism: Pyricularia oryzae 70-15
Lineage: Eukaryota; Fungi; Ascomycota; Sordariomycetes; Magnaporthales; Pyriculariaceae
Product: GPI mannosyltransferase 2
Exons: 3
Coding region: 522-1847 (441 amino acids)
Biological process (GO): GPI anchor biosynthetic process
Cellular component (GO): endoplasmic reticulum membrane; mannosyltransferase complex
Molecular function (GO): GPI mannosyltransferase activity; alpha-1,6-mannosyltransferase activity
Source: RefSeq, a predicted model, not a curated record